Fonsecaea multimorphosa CBS 102226 is the source of this 3372-nucleotide messenger RNA. RefSeq lists its product as uncharacterized. Gene Ontology annotation, biological process: telomere maintenance via telomerase. Gene Ontology annotation, cellular component: telomerase catalytic core complex. Gene Ontology annotation, molecular function: telomeric repeat DNA binding; telomerase RNA binding. The coding region runs from base 1 to 3372 and encodes 1123 amino acids. The record is from RefSeq and is a predicted model, not a curated record. NCBI's taxonomy places the organism in Eukaryota, Fungi, Ascomycota, Eurotiomycetes, Chaetothyriales, Herpotrichiellaceae. The transcript has 2 exons.
AUGGCCAGAAAACGAAGAUGCGCACAGACCGCGUCCAAUCGUCCUACCAAGCAACAGAAAUCAGCCAAUCAUGACCACGCCGACCCACACCACCUGGUGUCCUCUGUACACCAUGCCGUGCUGUCAUCCUACUAUCCGAGGGUUUGCACACUGAGGAGUUAUCUUCUGGCAGCCUUGCCUGCCACGUCUCGUGUUCGAAGACACAAUCUUACAGAAUUUGGAAAGAAUGAUGCUGAUGGCGUACUUGACACCUGCCUGGUUGGUAUUCUCAAAACUGCCUCAGUGUCUGUCAAGGAGUCGAGGAAAACCGACUUUGCUACAUUCACUCAAAGCCAGUUCCGCGCCACUGAUGCUAACACUGACCGAGCGCAGCCAUGUUGUAUGAACGAGGUUGUCGAUUUCGUCAUUUGGUCACUCUUCAAAGGCAAUUUUGCGAACAGGGUUCGGCCACAGCACAUUCUUUGCCAUGGUCUCCAAAGAGGCAUCCUUCCUCAGGAUCAUGGAUAUCAGCAUGGCGGACCGGCACCUUUUCUGCCUGGUAUCAUCCGAAAGCAUCCCAAUGAUAAUCUAAUCACUCUUAAGUCGUCUCCAUGGUCUGAUAUCUUAUCUUUGCUCGGAGCAGACGGUGAAGUUAUCUUCGCAAGCCUGCUCCUGGAUUGUGGUGUCUUCACACGAAUAGCAGGCGGAAGAGACAACUAUUUUCAGUUGAGCGGUGUUCCAAUCUCGGAGCUGCCUCAAAUUCACACCACACCUCCAGGAAGAGCCAUUUUGCCGAAGAGACGGGAUAUCCAACGACAGCGACCUGGGGACAUUCGUUUCGUUAGAAAUCGCAUGUUUUAUGCUAGACCAUUUCUUAACACUGUUGGCAAGGUCAAAGUGGGACUUCACCAUACUCAUAUCCUGCAAAGAUUACCGGACGCUGCGGAACAACACCAAGCAGUCCAUAUUUUGAAGUAUAUCUUCCCACGCCAGUUCGGUCUACACAAUGUUUUCACAUCAGUGGUGCAUUCAAGCGAGACGUCACAUCGGUUCAAGGACUACACAGUCCGCGAACAGGAAAUUACCGUGCAGAAAAAAAGGCCGUUGGCUUGGGCGCCACGUCGCCUUCGUGGCGAGCCGAUACGGCUCGUCCAGAAAAUCUAUCAAAAUCACAGAUCAUGUUCCUACAGUCAGCUUCUGAGACACUACUGUCCUCUUAUGUCUACUGGCUAUGAAGCCCCUGUCAUCCAGAGUAACGAAAUACUGUCGUCCAUGGCGGGCUCGGAACUCUUCGCCACACAGAUCAAUCCAUCUGGAAUGCCAGGAACGAACUUGGACACGGCUUGCAGCAGCAACGAUGGAGAUUCUUCAUUUUUACCACAUUCAACUCCUGUGGCCAGAGUCUCAGCAUUUUGCCGCUCGGUCAUCUCCCAUCUGCUCCCCCGUCACACAUUUGGAAGCGGCCCAGGUGGUCAGCGGAAUCAUGAAAUGAUGAUGAACAAGAUCGAUGAAUUCGUUCGAAUGCGCCGGUUUGAGACCAUGAGCUUGCAUGAGGCAGUCCAAGGAAUCCAUGUAACGUCGAUUGCAUGGCUGCGAGGACUAAAAUGUUUGGAUCAGAAAAUGUCCAGGUCCGAUUUCACGAAGCGGCUCGAGAUUUUUCACGAAUUUGUCUACUAUGUCUUUGACUCUUUGCUCAUACCGAUCGUUCGAGCGCACUUCUACGUUACCGAGAGCUCAACGCACCGCCAUCGUUUAUUCUAUUUCCGGCAGGACGUAUGGCGCAAACUAUCCGAGCCCAGUCUUGCAAUGCUAAGGCUGAACAUGUAUAUUCCUGUCAGACCCGGCAAAGCUCGGCUCGAGUUACGAUCUCGAACAUUGGGAUAUAGCCAUCUUCGGCUGCUGCCAAAAGAUCAAGGUGCAAGACCCAUUACAAAUUUGAGGCGACGCCAACCAAAGCUGGAUGCUGGGAGAAGACUCCUCGGAGACAGCAUCAACGCCCAACUUGCUCCUAUCUUCCAAGUGCUCAAUUUCGAACGAGGACGCAAUCCUGUACCAUUAGGCUCUGCUUUGUUAUCAGUUGGUGACAUACACAGAAAGGUGGCGGAAUUCAAGAAGGUCAUUCGGUCGCAAUCUCCUCUGUUCUUUGUUAAGGUUGAUAUCAAAUCAUGUUUCGACACCAUUCCACAGGAGCCUCUUCUGCAAAUGGCCAGCUCCUUGCUUGAAGAAAAUUCGUACCGGACAACGAAACAUCUUGAAGUCAAGUCAAGGAAGUCUGGACAGCGUGCGGUUCAGGAAGGUAUGAGACGACGAUUCGCCGGCACGGCUCGUCCAGCCGACGCUCGUGCGGUGCUCUCGGAGGCAUCGAUUUCCAGCAUAGCCUCUGGGAAACGUCAUACAGUCAUUGCGGACACAGGAAUCAACAGAAUAUGGAAUCGAGAUUCGUUGCUGAAGCUUCUUCAAAAUCAUGUGGGAGACAAUAUGAUUAAGAUCGGCAAAAAGUACUUGAAGCAGAUUGACGGCAUCCCCCAAGGUUCAAUUGUCAGCAGCCUUCUCUGCAGCUACUUUUACGGUGCGUUUGAGCGGAAUGAAUUAGGCUUUUUGGUGCCAGAAUCGUGCUUGCUAUUGAGGCUCAUUGACGAUUUCCUGUUGAUCACGACAGACGAUAAGCUUGCUCGACGAUUUCUGGAGGUCAUGGCAAGUGGUGACCAGCGUUAUGGAAUCCGGGUCAAUGCUGAAAAGUCCCUGGUCAAUUUUGAGGCGACUAUCAAUAGUGAGAAAGUGCCACGAAUACACGGCAGCACCUUUUUCCCAUACUGUGGGAUGGGUAUCCACAUGGAGACUUUGGAGUUGAAGAAAGACCGAGAGAAGAGAGACGCAUUCAUCAGCAAUGCGCUGACGGUGGAAAGCUGUACGAGACCUGGAAUGACUCUGAAAAGGAAAAUCCUAUCGUCUCUCAAGCUGCAGAUGCAUCCCAUGUUGCUGGAUAUGUCACUGAACAGCCGGAGCCAAGUGGUCUCGACGUUGCUUGGGAACUUCACGGAGUCAGCAAUGAAGAUGCAUCAGUAUGUUACGGGGUUGGGUCCAAAGAGACAGCCGUCGCAGAGACUCCUUCAAGACCUGAUAGAAGAUCUCAUCUCGGCAGGGAACAAGAUUUGUUGCGAGAAGAAUGACAACAAUGCGCACGUCAGGCACAUCAGCCGGCGGCAAAUGUGUUGGAUUGCCGCAACGGCCUUUGAGGGUGUCCUAGAGCGCAAACAGAGCCAGUACAAGGAUCUGCUCAUUUGGUUGAGAUGGCUGCGAGAAAGCGCACAGCCCAGUAUGAACAUGGAAGAAGCGGCCAUGGGACGGCUUGUGCAAGAAAACAAGAGAGCCUUCCGCAGCUAUGUGUAUUGA